Molecule: messenger RNA, 1122 nt
Organism: Aspergillus calidoustus
Lineage: Eukaryota; Fungi; Ascomycota; Eurotiomycetes; Eurotiales; Aspergillaceae
Source: the annotation of a GenBank genome assembly
AUGGCAAACCAAGUCUUCGCAGUUACUGUCUUCUUCAUCUGCUUCCGAGAAUGCCUCGAGAGUAGCAUUAUUGUCUCUGUCCUCCUGGCCUUCCUCACCCAGACAUUAGGUGCCGAAGGGAACCGGGCGAACCUCAAGCGACUGCGUAAACAGGUCUGGUGCGGCGUCGGCCUGGGUCUCUUCCUCUGCCUGUGCAUCGGCGCAGGCAUGAUCGGCGCCUUCUACGGCCUCGAAAAAGACACCUUCACCAACACCGAAGACAUCUGGGAAGGCGUCUUCGGACUGAUCGCGUCAAUCAUUAUUACCAUCAUGGGCGCGGGCCUGCUGCGCGUGAACAAGAUGCGCGACAAGUGGCGCGUCAAGCUCGCAAAGGCCCUCGAGUCCAAUGAGAAAUCCCGCUCCUGGUCAGGUCGUCUGAAGCACUGGUCGGAGAAGUAUGCCAUGUUUGCCCUUCCGUUUAUUACCGUCCUCCGCGAGGGUCUUGAGGCGAUUGUUUAUGUCGGUGGCGUGGGUCUCGGCCUCCCUGCAUCUUCCUUCCCCCUGGCUGUUUUCUGCGGUCUCCUUGCUGGUGUUGUGGUGGGAUAUGUCCUGUAUCGAGGCGGAAGCUCCGCCUCCCUCCAAUACUUCCUCGUCAUCUCCACCUGCUUCCUGUACCUCGUCUCAGCGGGCCUCUUCUCGCGCGCCGUGGGCUACUUCGAGACCAACGCCUGGAACGCCAUCAUCGGCGGCGACGCAUCCGAAACCGGUUCGGGCCCAGGCUCCUACGAUAUCCGGCAGAGCGUCUGGCACGUCAACUGCUGCAACCCGGAGCUCAACGGCGGCGGCGGGUGGGGUAUCUUCAACGCGCUUUUUGGAUGGACGAACUCGGCGACGUAUGGCUCGGUGAUCUCGUAUAAUCUGUACUGGAUGGUUAUUAUUCUGAUGUAUCUUUGUAUGCGGGCUCAGGAGCAGAGGGGCUAUAUCCCUGUGGUCACGGCUGCUGUGAAGAGGAUUGGUCUUGAUCGGUUUAGGACGCGGUCGACUUCUGGGAGUGGAGAGGGCGCCGACGCUGUUGAGCAGAGGAAGGAGGCUGGUGGGGAUAUCCCGUUGCAGGUGGUUACGAGGACAUUAGAUGAGGCCUGA